AUGGAGAAUUUCCUAAGGUCAAAAGAAUACUGGCACUUGGUGGAAAAAGGUGUACCAGAAGUACCUGCUGAAAAGGCAAUCACAGAGGAGCAGCAGUGCCAAAUAGAUGAACAGAAGCUAAAGGACCUGAAGGUGAAGAAUUAUUUCUUCCAAGCCUUGGAUCGAUCCAUUCUUGAGACAAUCCUCAAGAAAGACACGUCCAAGGACAUAUGGGACUCUGUAAAGCAGAAGUAUCAAGGUUCAACGUGCGUUAAGAGAGCGCAACUCCAGGCUUUGAGGAAGGAAUUUGAGACACUUCACAUGAAGACUGGAGAGACGGUGAAUGAAUACUUUGCACGAACACUUACGAUUGCAAACAAGAUGAAGGCCAACGGUGAAAACAAAGGCGACACAGCAGUGGUGGAGAAAAUUCUACGAUCUAUGACUCCGAAAUUCAAUUACGUGGUCUGCUCCAUUGAGGAAGCACAGGACACCAGUAACAUAUCUAUAAAUGAACUGCAAAGCAGUUUGCUCGUGCAUGAGCAAAGAAUGAGCAGCUUGGACGAGGAACAAGCCUUGAAGGUGACUCACGAGGGGAUUGCAAAUCAAGGCCGAGGUCGUGAGGCUAUCGAGGACGAGGACGUGGACGCGGAAGGACAAACUUUGACAAAUCCACUGUCGAGUGCUACAACUGCCAUAAGUUAG
Molecule: messenger RNA, 684 nt
Organism: Coffea eugenioides
Lineage: Eukaryota; Viridiplantae; Streptophyta; Magnoliopsida; Gentianales; Rubiaceae
Exons: 1
Coding region: 1-684 (227 amino acids)
Source: RefSeq, a predicted model, not a curated record